AUGUUGGUGGACAUAUGAAGACCCGUUUAUCUUUUGCUGUCAAUGUGCGUUUUGAUGAAAGCCUGCCCACUUUGUGCCUCCAACCAGUCAAGUGAGAGCGAGGAGGCGUUCCAAAUGCAACUGACAUCGGAGUUUGUCUGAAACCAACAACGGUGUAGUACUGGUUAUUGGAAAACUGUUAUGUAAAGUAAACGUCGAGUACACGAGGCCUUAACUGAUUGUUUUUAGCUUUAACGUCGUUGUAUCGUUGUGACAAGCUUCGAAAAACGUCUUUGAGAACCAACUUCCAAGGCUUGAUCAUGGUGAUUCUCUCAUCGAUUGCAUCGCCGCUCGCUCGCCAACUGCACCGACGUCUCAUCAGGCACACUAGGAGCCAGCGGUUUAUGCCAGUGAGAACAUGCAGUCUCAGUGCAUGUUCGAGCAAAUAUGUGCUUUCGCAGAUGCAUCCGAUGUGGCAAGGACCCCUCGCCAUCCCGGGAGGAGAACGUCAAUCUCCAAUCGAUAUCACGGUGCGCAAGAGCAUCUUUGACCCGAACCUGAAGCCGUUGAUUGCGAAGUACGACCCGAGGACCUGUCAACAGAUCUGGAACAACGGCUAUUCUUUCCUGGUGGAGUACGACGACACCACCGAUAACUCCACACUUAAAGGGGGUCCCUUGGAAGACCAGUUCCGGCUUUGUCAGUUUCACUUCCACUGGGGGGAGACCAACGCCUGGGGCUCGGAGCACACUGUGGACCGCCGCCUGUUCCCUGCCGAGCUUCACUUGGUUCACUGGAACUCUGAAAAAUACAGUUUGUUCGAGGAGGCAGUAAUGGAAGAGAAUGGUCUGGCUGUUAUUGGAGUCUUCCUCAAGGUGGGAAAGAGACAUGAGGGGCUCCAGAAACUAGUGGACGCCCUCCCUGCUGUCAGACACAAGGACAGUGUGGUGGAGUUCACCAGGUUUGACCCUGCCUGCUUGCUGCCCACAAACAUUGAUGACUACUGGACCUAUGGAGGGUCACUGACCACACCCCCUCUCACAGAGGCCGUCACCUGGAUCAUCAUGAAGCAGCACAUCGAAGUCAGCCAUGACCAGCUGGCAGUGUUCCGGAGCCUUCUCUUCACCUCAGCGGAGGAGGAAGCCCAGAAGAGCAUGGUCAACAACUUCCGGGUGCAGCAACCACUGAAGGGACGGACAGUGCGUUCGUCCUUCUCCCCAUUCCUCCAGGGGGCGCCACCUGCGGAGGGAGACUACUGACCCGACACCAGAGUCCCAUCUCAUCCAAACAAAAACCCUUCAGCCCAUAUUGGGGACUUUCAAAGUCUUACCUGGUCUUCAGAAGUCAUGCUGUCUGUCAUACUGCCUCUUUAUCACACUGCCUUGUCUGCCUGGCGUUCUGGAGUCGAAGGCCUUGGAACUGCUCAUCCCAUCGCCUAAGCAACAGAGCUUUCGAGCAGUGGAGGUGGUAAGGUGUGGCCAUUUUGAAAGCCUUACUUGGUGCCUGACAUGUUAUGAAAAAGUUGAAUGUUAUAUUUUAAAUCCCUGUUUCUUGGGCAAAAGGGGCAUUUUAUCACGUCUCUGGAUGGUUUUAGUCAAGCAACUUUUUUCUCUUCCUAUCAACAGGCAGACUACGACGUUUUACAAUUAAGUGUUGAUGUUUAAGAGUAAGGGAUAUUUCUGGUGGUCAGUCACUAUUCAUAGCGCCCUCUUGUGGACAUAACAAAAUAAAUUUUAUACAUAUCCAUUAACACUAUAGCGUUGACAGAACUAUGGAAAUAGUUUGAAGGUUUAAAACACAUUAAUGGUACAAUGCUGAAGAAGAUUUGGUUUGUUAGAUUCACUCUGAAGAGAAGUCGCCGUUUCAAAUAGUAGUUAGGCUUACCUAAACGACUAUUAUAAAGAAUGUACAUCUUCGAAUCUGUAGCUUAGAGCUGAGAGAGAUAAUAUAUGUAUACAGCAUGGCAUCUAGUAGCCUUAGAAGCUGUGCUGAUGGUUCAUCUUCAGUGAUUUUGCUGGCAUAGAAGGGGCGCCAAUAUAUGCACAAGUCCUUUUUUUUUUUUUCGUAGAAGGGUUGGGGUUGGGAUGGUAGAUGGACAGGGUUGACACUACCCUGGGACCAACAGUUUGAAUCACCUCCAACAAGCUGGAUUGACUAUUUGAAUCACUUCUACCAACCCAAACUGACUGUUCAACAUCAAGAUUGUUCUACUAACCUGUGUCUCCCAACAGGAGAGUGAAGUGGGGAGAGAGGAUGAGUGGGGCGGGUAGGGGGGGGCGGGAGAUGGAGAGAAUGAGCGACUGUUACACUCUGGAUUUCUCAGUAAAAGGGAUGAAGAGCCUUUUGUGAUCAUAAAAACCCAGAAGAAAGCAUUGAUUGGUUAGUUCUGCCUUCUGGGGGUGGGGUAUGUGGUUUGGUCUGGCCUGUGGAGUGAGGGGGAGACCACGGUUUUCUUUGUGAUCUUUCUUUAACAGUGCCUCUCAAAACCAGCCUCUGACAAGGCCCCUGGCUGAAUGAGCCACCUGCCCCCUUCCUCAGCCCCCUGCUGGCCCCCCAGCACCCUUCGGGCCCCACUAGAGGCAUGUGACAGUGAAGCCAACUUGCUCUGAACACUGAAACACUGUCUAAACACAGGAGCAGCUAUCUCCACGCCUCUCCCCUAUCCUUACUUCAUCUACUGUCACCUCUCCCUGUCUCACCUCUCCCUUUAUCACCUCAACUACCCUCACCUAUCCUAACCCUAUCCAUACCCUCACCUUUCCCUAUCUCACAUCUCCCUGUCUCACCUCUCUCUACCCUCAACUCUCCCUUGGCGAGAGGGUUAAGGGGCUGACACACCAAUGCUGGAUAUGGUUGUGAAAUUAUGCAUUUACUGGUUUGAAGUUGGGUGGUUAUUUUAGGGUUGCAUUUUGGAAUAUUGCAAUUUUCUAAUGUACUGUAUGGAGAGUGAAUGAUUGUUGUGUCCUGUAGUAGAUAUACUGACUUUAUCCGUUGUGUCAAAUGUUGUGACUUGUUACAUGCCUUUUGAUGUGGCCCUAUCCAUCCACAAUUUGCCUUUGGUAUUUGCAUUUUCUUCCUCAAUGUUUCUUUUAUAAAAUAAAUUAUAUUAAUAAUUAUGGAAUCUAAUAACAUUAUAAAUCUGAUUGAUGACGGUAAUUUUUUUACUUCUAUGUUUCAGCUGGGGUUACUGAGUGUUUUGAAACGUGUACAUAGGUCUCGAGAAAAUAUGCACACAGUGCACCCUAUGCAUGUUGUACAGGAAGAGGCCUGGGCCCUGUUUGAUGUGAUAGCAGGUGUUGUCCCCAUGCAGGCUGUGUUGACCUAUGUGGGCUUGUGCUGUAGUACAUACUGCUGUUUGUUUAGUCAGUGGGCGUCCACAUUCCUGGACCCUGGGCUGAGAGGCCCUGGGCCCCUAUCCCAACACCUGCUCCCUCAUUGGCUCAGCCCAGCUGUACAACCAGGAAGUGGAGCUGCUGGGUUCCGCAGGGACUGUAACCCUGACAACAACAACCUCUGCUGACAGGAAAUGUAUAGUACUGUAGAAGAUUUUAAGGACAUAAUAUAUGAAUAAAAUGAAAAAGCAACGAGUGCUCA
Osmerus eperlanus (European smelt) is the source of this 3573-nucleotide messenger RNA. It is a transcript of the gene ca5a, whose product is annotated as carbonic anhydrase Va. Lineage: Eukaryota; Metazoa; Chordata; Actinopteri; Osmeriformes; Osmeridae. The coding region runs from base 300 to 1238 and encodes 312 amino acids. Gene Ontology annotation, cellular component: mitochondrion. The transcript is spliced from 8 exons. The record is from RefSeq and is a predicted model, not a curated record. Gene Ontology annotation, molecular function: zinc ion binding; carbonate dehydratase activity.